GCUGAUUGGCCCAACAUAUUCGCAAAGGAUUUCGGGUAGGAGGUCGUGUAUCGAGAUGGCGCUAUCGAGCACCAUUUUGAAGCCUGAAAACGAUCAAUUAGGAGGGUUCAAGUGAUACAACACAUUACGUGAAUGGUGAAGUAUGUCUUUAAAAAAAUGAACGAGUUUUACUUUUCGUGAGAAGAAUAAUAAAAAAAAAUUAUCCGGGUAAAUGGGAGUUGUAGUUUUUCAACUAUGUCAACCCUAGCUUGUGAGCAGUAAAGAAACCACAACUCCCAUACGCCUUAGCGCGGGUAGCACUGCAUGCGUCACGCGUCAACGAAUGUCCGCGUGUAGGCGAGUCACGUGCGGCGCAGCUCGCGCAUCGCCUGGCUGUUGACUGUUGGUCUGAUUGAGCAGGAUCUCCUUCUCUCUCUCUCUCUCUCUCCGCUUCAUGCUUUCCCGUUAAAAAACUCGACUGAAGAAUGAGCGAUAACGAUGACAUCGAGGUUGACAGUGACGAUUAUGAACAUGAUCUCUGAUGAAACCUCUGACUGUGUCGUUGCAGGCGGACAAACGAGCUCAUCACAAUGCGCUGGAGCGCAAACGCAGGGACCACAUCAAAGACAGCUUUCACAGCCUCCGAGACUCUGUGCCCGCCUUACAGGGGGAAAAGGCCUCCCGAGCUCAGAUCCUAGACAAAGCUACAGAGUACAUCCAGUACAUGAGACGGAAAAACCACACGCACCAGCAGGACAUCGACGACCUGAAGCGACAGAAUGCUCUGCUGGAACAGCAAGGUGAGAAGCUCCGUCUCCAUCCCACCUCCUCCUCCUCCUCCUCCUCCUCCUCACACCACGCAGUUCGAGCGCUGGAGAAGGUGAAGGGGAACACACAGCUGCAGGCCGGCUACUCCUCCUCAGACAGCAGCCUGUACACUAACCCUAAAGGCAGCACCGUAUCAGCCUUCGACGGCGGCUCCGACUCGAGCUCGGAGUCAGAACCCGAGGAAACGUCCACCAGGAAGAAGCUCCGCCAGGAGGCCAGCUAAGACCAGCACCUCCUCACGCGCUUCCAGCUUCUCCUCCGCUGCUCCCUUCUUCCUCCUCAGUGUGCACCAAUCAGAGACUCCACAACUUCCUGUUUCGUGUCUUUACAGGCUUCCCAGACACCGGCCCACACCCAGAACCAGAACCAGACCCAGGGAGCUAGUAGAGAAGGACUCGUAGCACACGUCUCUCUCUCUCUCUCUCUCUCUCUCUCUCUCUCUCGUCCGUCCUCCCUCCGUCUCUCUCGGGCCGGCUCAGCAGUAACAAGCAGCAUCUCAAACCCACAACGAGGCAGCUUCAUGAUUUACGGACCUGACGCUUCUCCCGUAUGGAAGCUUACAGCUCCGGGCACUGCUCAACAAUUCCUUUGUGUUUUUUUUUUUUUGUACAUGUUAAAAAGAACAAAAAAAGCAAAAAAAAAAAACAAACAAACAUCAUAAUCAUCCGAGUACUUACCCUUAGCGUGACCGUUCCACAAAGGAGCGGUUGGGUCAUCUUUCUAAAUAUUUGUACUUUUCCACAAGAGAACGUUCUACACCGCGAACGCAGACCGAUCGAAUCUGAUCAAACCACUGACUAAAUUUGGUUUAAAAACAAUAAUAAUAAAUGAAUCAAAUUUUCUUAAGUUGUUUUAUCGUGAAUUAGUGAGUGAGUUAGUGAGAGAUAGCUGAAAGUUUUUUUAUAUAAAGGAAUACAUUAAUUUAUAUUCUCCCCUAUAGAUAUAUAUAUAUAUAUAUAUAUAUAUACACAUUAUAGAUAUAUAGAUAGAUAUUAUAUGUACUGGGUUUUGUACGUUUCAUGCAAUUUUGGGGAAAUUAAAUUUAAUAAAAUGUCCCCCAUCGCCACAGUUUAGAAAACAAAAUGUCUUCAGGGAAAACAAAAUGUCCAUGCUGAUUGAUUUUUUUGACGCACCUCCCAUCCACUCCUUUUUAAAAAAAAAUGUUCAUGUUUAUAAGUUGUGUGUAAGUGUGUAUAUAUAAAAAAAUAAUUUUAUCCAUUUUUCCCCCCCUCAUAGCACCUCCUUAAAUUGAUUCCGUUCCACGGAAGUGACCGGUAUGUCGUACGUACCGCCAACAAAUCGUCUUGCAAAAUUGAGGCCUACCUUUAACUACGAGACUAUAAAUAAAAACUAUUUUAUCCUUUUCCCUGACUCGUCAAGUUUUAUUUGGGAUCAUGUACACGUGUAUAGUAGAUCUCGUACCCCGUGUUCGCACGACGAGCGGGUGGAGAGUCCUCGUGUCGGACGGUACGACAGAAAUAAACGAUCGUAUCGCGACACUCCUAGACGUUUCUAUCAUACACGACACGGUUUACCGACAAACUGCAUUUAACAAUCAACCUUUAAAAAAAAAAAGUGCUUUUAAUGCUUUUAUUUAUUUUAUCGUCUACAAAAAUGACCCUGAAAAGCGGGAAAAAUUGUUUACGAGACUGUUUGUAAAUAAGUUUACAGUGUUAAUGAUUUAAACGGUGUCAAAUCGGUCGCUUGUUAUUUUAAACUAAAAGAAACAUGUACUGAGAGACAAAUGAUCACAAUAUCGAGUAAGGACUGCUACGGGUGUUGCUUGUGGGCGUGGCCUGGCCAUUAUUAUUAUUAUUAUUU
This is a messenger RNA of Ictalurus furcatus (blue catfish), 2628 nucleotides long. It is a transcript of the gene max, whose product is annotated as myc associated factor X. Gene Ontology annotation, molecular function: protein dimerization activity; DNA-binding transcription factor activity. Bases 521 to 1030 code for a protein of 169 amino acids. The record is from RefSeq and is a predicted model, not a curated record. Gene Ontology annotation, cellular component: RNA polymerase II transcription regulator complex. The transcript has 4 exons. NCBI's taxonomy places the organism in Eukaryota, Metazoa, Chordata, Actinopteri, Siluriformes, Ictaluridae. Gene Ontology annotation, biological process: positive regulation of transcription by RNA polymerase II.